Drosophila nasuta is the source of this 2125-nucleotide messenger RNA. RefSeq lists its product as uncharacterized. The record is from RefSeq and is a predicted model, not a curated record. NCBI's taxonomy places the organism in Eukaryota, Metazoa, Arthropoda, Insecta, Diptera, Drosophilidae.
UAGCAUUAGCAAACAGCAACAAUAACAAUAUUCGAACCCAAACAGAUCCCAUUCCGAUCCAUUGUGUUGACAGACAGGGUAAAAAACAGAAAAGUGCCGUUGUCUGAGCCAAUUGGGAAACCAGUUUUUGCUUUUUUGGCAAUUCAAGUUGAUUUUCACAUUCUUAGAACAUUUGCGAAUGAAUGUGAAUGGUUAAUGCAAAUUAGACAGCAGCCAAAACUUGAUCUUCACAGCUCCAUGUCUUAGUCUGACCCAAAUUCAGAGGUGAUAAAAUUGCGUGAGUGUCGCACAAUCGGUUUAGUCGUUGACGGAACGGACGGGAACGGAACGCCCAAAUUAUGCUAAAGUCAUGUGGCUGCCGGCAGUAAAGAUAUUGAUAAUCAUCGCCUUGGCAUCUCAACCAGCUGCUGUUGUCCAUGGAGCACGCAAGCACUGGAAGCGAGCGCCAGUUCAUGGCGUAUUCAACGUUGAUGUUUAUGCGUACAACAAACCACUGUCCAAUUUGGUAGGCAAGCAGGCGAUAGCUGAACCUGGCCAGGCGCUGCCCAUGGGUCAACUGCUGGAGCAACUCUCGCAUAUCAGUCGUCGUGAAUUGACAGUGGCGAAAUCACAUUACCGUAACCUCGACACCGAUAAUUACAUGGCGAGUUACCCAGAAGUUGCCUCAGCUAAUGCAACCGCAGAUGCAGAACAGAUAAUUACGCAGCGAAAACAAUCGAACGAGGAUCUUAAACUAACCGAAACAACUGCAACUGCAACCAGCAAUAGCGAGGCAAUAAACAGUCAAUUAGCCGAGCAGCAAAUGAAUUCCAGUCUGAAAAACUCGCAUGCAAUGCGUAAUUUAUACUCGCAUGAGUUCCAUGUGAACAUGGGCAAACGGAAGAUUGUGCUGCUCAACACGCUCAGCAAGAAUGCCAGCCAGCAACAGGAUCGUAAACCAGACAGUGCAGAAGUUAUUGCGCAGCAAACGCAGCCAUUGAAUUUGAAAUUGGCAAUGCCAACACUCGAGGAGAACGAGGAGCAAGAAAAACAGGAACAGGAACACACAACAACACCGAAAAUGAUCGAAAAUUUGAGCACAGCAGAGAUGCUAGUCAAGCCGGACUCUGAGCACUCUCAAGCAAUUAGCACAUUAGAUGAAAUGGAAAGCAUGAGCAGAGAGUCGACAACUGAGCAGCCUAAUAAGAGCAAUGCCAAUGAUGGCACUGCUGGCAUUGAUGACAGCAAACAUGGAGCAAAGGAUGCGAACAAUAUGACGACAAUUGAAGCAGCUAAUACAGCUAAUGCAUAUGACAAGGAGCAACUGAUGCCGAAGCCAGAGUUGCAGGUCGAGAAUGAGGCUGAGACUGAUGCUGAUGGUGAGCAUCACCAUUCCACGAAGAAGAACGACAGUCGGCAUGACAAUGAUGGACAAGCAAAUGGCAUCAAUGCUGUGCUUCAACUCGAGUCGAUGCCACGACCAGUUGCUGCUGUAGAUAAGCCUCUCACUAUUCCCAAGUCCAGGCGAAAGCAAACAAAACCAAAAACAAAGAAGAGACCCAAUGAAAUUGAUACAAAGCCGACGACUUCGAGUAGCAGCAGCAGCAGCAGUGGCAGCAGAAUCAGACCGAGCUCUGGAGCAAUGCUGAUGGUUGGGACAGCAAAUGUCAAGGCGCCAGUGAAAGUAUCACCGGAAAUCAGCACAACGACGACGAGCACACACGCCCCCAACACUAAAAAGAGCAAGGGAAAGGGGAAGGGCAAGCGGAGGAAGGGUUCACAACGUCGACCCAGUGGCAGUCAGCAGGAGUUGGAGCAGGAAAUCGAAACUACGACAAAUUGGUGGCAGAUACUACCAUAUGCGGAAAUUAGAAAAUUUUUGAAUACGAUUUAUGAUAGCAUCACCGAGGAUGACGAUGACCGUCGCCUUGGUCGUCAUCAUCAUGAUAAUGAUCAUCCAGCCCAACGGAUAUGACUGUGCAACCAGUUCUAUUGUCAGGUUUUGGGAACAGCGGGGAACGGCAACAACAAAACUGGUGUCCAGCGAGCGUUGAAUUGAAUUUCCGUUCAAAUGAGCCCAGUUUGCUGUCCAGUUGUAUGUUAGCUGUUUGGUAGGGAUCGGGGUAAGUUUUUAGUGUUGAUUACA